AUGAAGAUAUUUCAUUUUCUUUUCCUUCAUGCUGUAUGCUUUCUCUUAUGUGCAUCUUUUAAUGUUAAUGCGCAACGAAAACAAUUUAAUAUAAGUCUAGGAUCUUCUCUAGCACCCACCACUAACUCUUCAUGGCUGUCACGAUCUGGUCUCUACGCCUUCGGAUUUUAUCCACAAGGCAAAGCCUAUGCUGUUGGAAUUUUUCUUGCUGGAAUUCCUGAGAAAACUGUAGUCUGGACAGCGAACCGAGAUGAUCCACCAGUCUCCGGCAACGCUAGUUUGCUGUUGAAUACUGAAGGCAGGCUUGUCCUGCAAUCAGCGCGAGGCCAAGAGACUCCUGUUGUAGCUCAAGGCGAGGUCGGACCCGCCUCUUAUGCUUCCAUGCUUGAUUCUGGCAACUUUGUGCUUCACAAUUCUAGUGGAGGAAUAAUAUGGCAGAGUUUUGAUCAUCCAACUGACACUAUUCUAACAGGUCAAAGUCUCCUGAAUGGACAGGAAUUGGUAUCGAAUGUUUCAGAAACUGACCAUUCGACGGGGAGGUUCUUUCUUAUCAUGCAAAGUGAUGGAAAUCUUGUGCAGUACCCAAUGGAGAAAAUUGCAGUUGCAACUGCUUAUUGGGCAUCUGGUACAGUAGGGUGGGGUGCUGAUGUGAGAUUAAGCCUUGAUUCGGAUGGCCAUCUUUACCUGCAUAAUUCCACUGGCUUCAGUAUAAUGAAUUUAACAGCUGGGAUUCCAACAGGAAGAUCAGUGUAUUUUAUGAAAAUUGAUUGGGACGGGAUAUUCAGACUGUAUUCUCAUAAUUUGACACAAAAUAAUGCGUUGUCAAUUCUGUGGGAAUCUUCAACAGAUAAGUGUCAACCCAAAGGUCAGUGUGGCUUUAAUAGCUAUUGUAUUGUGAAUCCUGACCACCAACCUGGUUGUAGAUGUCUUCCAGGAUUUGUGUAUGUUGACCGGGAAAAUCUAUAUUCAGGCUGUAAAAGAAAUUUCGCAGCUGAAAGAUUCAUUAACAGCCAUGGAACUGUGAUUUACAGCAUGCGGGAAGUGAACAUUAAUGUCUUCGAAGAUGUUCCGUAUUCGGUUCUGCAAAAAACCAAAGACGAGUGUAAACAAGCCUGUUUGGAGGACAGUAUCUGUGAAGCUGCGUUAUUCAAUAUUAAUGGUCAGUGCAGUAUGCAAAGGCUUCCUUUGAGAUUUGUGCGAAGAGAUGAAAGCAAUAUUGUUUUUGUCAAGGUAUAUGACCCUGUAUCCUCUACUGGUGACCGACCCCAUCUGCCGAUUAAUGAAGGCAAGAAAUACCCGCCAAUGGACAUGAUCAUCAUUGUAAGUUCUUUAUUUGUUGCUGUUAUACUUGUUAUUGUGGCAGUUUUCGGUAUUGUCAUCUACAAAUGUCAUGUAUGGUCGUAUGGAAGAAUUCUUGAUGAAGAGUUUUGUGAGGAUAUUGCUCCCAUAAUAUUUAGCUAUCAAGAAAUUGAGAAACUGACUGAUUGUUUCAAGGAAGAGAUUGGCAGAGGAUCUUCAGGUACAGUUUAUAAAGGGACUAUAGUGAAUCGCCAAAAGUUUGUAGCUGUCAAGAGAUUGGAUAAUGUGUUAGCUGAAGGGGAAAGAGAGUUUCUAACUGAGAUCAAAGUUAUUGGUAGAACCCAUCACAGGAAUCUAGUUCGUUUGCUUGGUUUCCUUGAUGGACCCGACAAAGUCUUGGUGUAUGAGUACAUGAGCAAUGGUUCUCUUGCUGUACUCUUUGCACCCGAAAAACAAUGUAAUUGGAUCGAAAGAAUGGACAUUGCUCGUGAUAUAGCGAGAGGAAUUUUGUAUCCCAUGAUGAAUGUGAACGCAAAUCAUCCAUUGCACAUAAAACCUCAAAAUAUACUCAUGGAUGAUAGCAAAUGUGCAAAAAUUUCUGACUUGGUCUAG
Messenger RNA from Pistacia vera, 1911 nucleotides. Its product is annotated as G-type lectin S-receptor-like serine/threonine-protein kinase LECRK3. Lineage: Eukaryota; Viridiplantae; Streptophyta; Magnoliopsida; Sapindales; Anacardiaceae. Gene Ontology annotation, molecular function: protein kinase activity; ATP binding. Gene Ontology annotation, biological process: protein phosphorylation; recognition of pollen. The record is from RefSeq and is a predicted model, not a curated record.